CCGUAGGCGACACCACGUUGCUAUUGCGUGCGGUUAGCUUGUAGCGGGAAGGCGAAUAAAAUAGACAGAUAAACUGAGUUACUGUGCGGUCAGUAUAGCGGGUCGGCAGUGGGGGAGCUACGAGGCGCUGGGCGCUUGAUAGUUAUUAUAAAACCGCUUUGUAAUUACUGUCCGAGUCUGAACUGACCUGUUUACCCGAUGCUAAAAGGCUAACCGGUGUCAGUCGCGUAGUGAGGCUGCUGCUCUGAGAGAAGGAAGCGGUUCACCUGUACAGGGGUAGUUCACCUGUACAGGGGUAGUUCAUCUGUAGUAGGGUAAGUUAUUUGUUCUGGGGUAGUUUAUCCAUAGAGAGGUGGUUUACCUGUAGUAGGGUGGCUAGGUUAUUUGUUCGGGGGUAGUUUGUCUGUAGAGGGUACGUCAUUUGUACUUGGGUAGUACAGUUAGUUAAGGCUAGUCCCAGUUUGUUAUUACUAGCCUAACAACCAGGAUGAAGUGCCACUACGAGGUGCUCGGAGUCCAGAGGGACGCGACGGACGACGAUCUGAAAAAAGCCUACAGGAAACUGGCCCUGAAAUGGCACCCAGAUAAGAACCUGGAGAAUGCAGAAGAAGCUGCAGAGCAAUUCAAACUGAUUCAGGCAGCUUAUGAUGUACUUAGUGACCCACAAGAGAGAGCCUGGUACGAUAACCACCGGGAGGCGUUGCUGAAAGGCGGAGUCAGUGGAGAGUACCAGGAUGAUAGUAUUGAUCUUCUGCAGUACUUCACUGUGACCUGUUACUCGGGUUACGGAGAUGACGAGCAGGGCUUCUACACAGUGUACAGGAACCUGUUUGAGUCCAUUGCAAAGGAAGAAUUGGAGCACAGUAAAGAUGAAGAUGAAGAGUGUGAAGACUUCCCCACGUUUGGAGACUCUCAGAGUGACUAUGAUACGGUUGUGCACCUGUUCUACGGCUGUUGGCAGAGUUUCUGCACGAGGAAAAAUUUUGCAUGGAAGGAAGAGUAUGACACACGGCAGGCCUCAAACCGCUGGGAGAAGAGAGCCAUGGAGAAGGAAAACAAAAAGACCCGGGAAAAGGCCAGAAAAGAGCGCAGUGAGCUGGUGCGCCAGCUAGUGGCAUUUGUGCGCAAACGUGACAAACGUGUGCAGGCGCACAAGAAGCUGGUGGAGGAGCAGAAUGCAGAAAAAGCCAAAAAGGUGGAGGAGUUAAGGAGGAAACAGAAACUGGAGCAGGCCAGACUGGCAGAGGAUUAUAAGGAGCAGAGUUGGGCAGCCAUGUCUGAACUGGAGAAGGAGCUGCAGCAGAUGGAGGCUCAGUAUGGGCGGCAGUUUGGAGACGCUUCAGACACUGAAGAGGAGCUCGAUGACAUGCAGGAUAGAGUGGACGCAGGUGGGGAGGAUGCUGUGGAUGGUGCUGAUGAGAUAGAGGAGUUUUAUGAUGACCUUUACUGUCCUGCCUGUGACAAAUCCUUCAAAUCGGACAAAGCCAUGAAGAACCACGAGAAGUCAAAGAAGCACAGGGAGAUGGUGGCGUUGCUCCGGCAACAGCUAGAGGAGGAAGAGGAGUCUCUGAGUCUGACUACAGCAGACAGAGAUGGAGAAGAAGGGGAGGCUGAGGAGGAAGAUGAAGAGGAAGAGGAGGAGAGGGAUGAUGCACCUAGACAGAAGUUGUCCAAAAAACAAAAGAAAAAAAAGCGACAGCAGAAAACCAUGAAUAAUGUUCCAGAAGAGCCAAAGCCUGAGAGUCCAGUUCCAGACUCCACGGAGGGCAUCAGUCCACCAGCCCAAAAGGGCAGUGAUGAUGACGUACCACCCUCUGAAGACCCCACAGAGGAGAUGAAAAAGGACGGACCUGAACCCAACAAAAGGUCACCUAUGUUCAAAAUUCCAGACUGUUCACUUCAUCACUGUUCAGGUGUCGUCUUUGUCCAUUGUUCUCACUUAACUGUCUUUUUCAGUUCUGGGAAGCCGAAAGUCAAAAAAGGUGGAAAAGAUUCCAAAAAGAACAACAAACCUCAGGGAGGUGGGGAAGUAAGCCAAGAGAAGGAGCCAAACCUGCGCUGCGUGACUUGCCAGUAUGAAUUCAGCUCCAGAAAUAAACUGUUUGACCACCUGAAGAACACAGGCCACGCCACCGCCCUGCAGUCCAGCAUGGCAGCAAACACAGCGAAGAGCAAGAGAGAGAAGAGGAAAAACAGAUGACCACAGCAGUGACCGGCAGAGUUAUUACUAUUAGUAAUACUAAUAAAGACUGAAGCACGGGAGGGGUUUAUACAGAACCCGCUUGGUCAGUGCUGUGAAAGCAUCUAUCUGUGGACUGUUUUGCCAUUCUGAGUUAAUCUGAGUGAGUGUGUGCGUAAACAGGUAUGCAGUUUCUCCAUAUUCACAGUGGACGCUGGGAAACCCACAGCAUGCUCAUGCUACUACGAGUUGUUUUCAGGAAUCGCCGAACAUGUCCAGAAAAAAAUCAAUCUACUACUCCACCAAAUGCACUGUUUGUUCUCUCUGUGAGAGCUUCCUGUUGUGAAUGUGGAGUGCACUAUGUAUUUCAUCCUUCUCUUCCUGUAGGAGAAGUGGAGAAUAAAUUUGUCUUCGCUGCUGCU
Messenger RNA from Colossoma macropomum (tambaqui), 2601 nucleotides. It is a transcript of the gene dnajc21, whose product is annotated as DnaJ heat shock protein family (Hsp40) member C21. The record is from RefSeq and is a predicted model, not a curated record. Gene Ontology annotation, molecular function: zinc ion binding; nucleic acid binding. Bases 488 to 2200 code for a protein of 570 amino acids. The transcript has 11 exons. Gene Ontology annotation, cellular component: cytoplasm. Lineage: Eukaryota; Metazoa; Chordata; Actinopteri; Characiformes; Serrasalmidae.